AUGGAGAACACCACGAGCACCAGCACAUCCAAAUGUGUGAUCUCCUACUACGGACUCAACUGCACGAAGAUGGACUUUUCCAAAAGUGAGAGUGCACUGAUAGUGGGCGUCAUGAGCUUCAUCGCCACCACCAUCCUCAGCAACCUCCUCAUCAUCAGCGCCGUCGCCUUCUUCCGGCAGCUGCAGACGCGGACCAACACGCUCGCCCUGUCGCUGGCCGUGUCUGACCUCCUCGUCGGGGUGGUCAUCAUGCCCCUCGCCAUGAUCAAGGCGAUCUACAAGUGCUGGUUCUAUGUGCAAUGGUUCUGCAACGUGCAGUUCUUCUGCGACUACUGGUUCACGACUGCGUCAGUGCUGCACCUGAGCUGCAUCGCCUACGACCGCUACGUGGCCAUUUGCGACCCCCUGCGUUACCAGCAGCGGGUGACACGAUGCACCCUGACGUUCAUGCUCCUCUUCUGCUGGAUCGCCUCAGCAAUUAUAUCAACCCCGAUCCUUCUGAGCAUGAGUCCCACGCUGGCAAAGGGACGGAUCGAGAUGGUAGGUUGCCCGAACGACUGCCGCUUUCUCAUCAGUGUGGGCAUCCUGUUCACCAUCGGAAUGGUGCCAUACUUCACGUCGGUGCUGCUCAUCAUGCUCAUGUACGGCCACAUUUAUCAGGUGGCUCGUAGUCAGGCACGCAAGAUCGGGACGCAGAGCCACGGGCUUCCCGGAGUUGCCAGUGAGACCACGAGUCGCUGGACCAACAUGAAACGAGAGCACAACGCAACAAAGACACUGGGCUCUAUCAUUGCAGCGUUCAUCAUUUCCUGGCUGCCAUUCUAUAUCUUGGCCAUAGUGUUCACCAUGUACCAGGAUAUCUUUCUGCCCUACAAAAUAUCAUUUUGGAUCGGCUACAUGAACUCCACGAUCAACCCCAUUCUGUAUCCCAUGUUCAACAAACAGUUCCGCCACGCGUUCAAGACAAUGCUGAGCUUCAAGGUGUUUUCAUCGGCGGCCAGGGACAAGGAGAUGAAUUGAGGACAUGUAGAUGGAUUGAUCAAAGACUUAAACGGCAUUGAGGGUGAAUUUAUUUUCUCACACAAAACUUGAUUGUAAAAUGGGUUUUAAAAACGAUGUAGAAGGACAGGUGGCAAAUGUUAUACCAUCUGCACUGUAUAUCAAGGGCUAUAUUUAAUUGGAAGUGAUUCAAGCACCAACUCAGAGUCGAGGACACAAUGUGAUCACGUUUCAAUCACAAUGCUGAACGUCAGAGUGAAAAGGCCUUAGCAAAAACAUGUCCCAUCUUUUAUGAAUAAGACCAUCACUCCAGGCUGGCUCACAGUAUAUGUACUUUGGUUGUGCAUCUUCGCA
Lethenteron reissneri (Far Eastern brook lamprey) is the source of this 1353-nucleotide messenger RNA. RefSeq names its product trace amine-associated receptor 4-like. Gene Ontology annotation, cellular component: plasma membrane. The record is from RefSeq and is a predicted model, not a curated record. Gene Ontology annotation, molecular function: G protein-coupled receptor activity. Lineage: Eukaryota; Metazoa; Chordata; Hyperoartia; Petromyzontiformes; Petromyzontidae. Gene Ontology annotation, biological process: adenylate cyclase-activating adrenergic receptor signaling pathway; positive regulation of MAPK cascade.